Notolabrus celidotus (New Zealand spotty) is the source of this 2199-nucleotide messenger RNA. It is a transcript of the gene htr3a, whose product is annotated as 5-hydroxytryptamine (serotonin) receptor 3A. The record is from RefSeq and is a predicted model, not a curated record. Gene Ontology annotation, biological process: chemical synaptic transmission; monoatomic ion transmembrane transport; signal transduction. Gene Ontology annotation, molecular function: neurotransmitter receptor activity; transmembrane signaling receptor activity; extracellular ligand-gated monoatomic ion channel activity. Lineage: Eukaryota; Metazoa; Chordata; Actinopteri; Labriformes; Labridae. The transcript has 9 exons. Gene Ontology annotation, cellular component: synapse; neuron projection; postsynaptic membrane. Bases 1 to 1479 code for a protein of 492 amino acids.
AUGAGACUCUCUGCAGCCUGGACGACACUCUUAUUCCUGCUGAUGCAGAGAGGAUCCAGAGCCUGCACAGUAAAGAAACCGGGCAGCAGCGCAGGAAGAUUUGGCAAUGCCACGUUAGUGCGGCUGUCUGAGUUCCUGAGCGCCGGGUACAAGAAGGGAGUGAGACCGGUGAAAGACUGGAGGACGUCCACCAUCGUGGCCAUAGACCUCAUGGUUUACUCCAUCCUCAACGUGGAUGAGAAGAACCAGGUUUUGACAACAUACGUGUGGUAUCGUCAGUCCUGGACAGAUGAGUUCCUGGUGUGGAAUCCUGAAGACUUUGAUGAAGUUAAACAAGUUUCAAUCCCCACAGCUAACGUGUGGGUGCCUGACAUCCUCAUCAAUGAGUUCGUAGAUGUGGGGAAGUCUCCAGACAUACCGUACGUCUAUGUGACACAUGAUGGACUGGUGCGAAACUACAAACCCAUCCAGGUGGUCACAGCCUGCACGCUCAACAUCUACAACUUCCCAUUCGACGUGCAGAAGUGCAGCCUCACCUUCCAAAGCUGGCUACAUACAAUCGAUGACAUCAACAUCACCCUGAUGAGGAGCCCCGAGGAGCUCAGCGAGGACAAGAGUGUCUUCAUGAACCAGGGAGAGUGGGAGCUGCUCCACAUACUGUCCAACUACAAGAUCUUCAGUGUGGACAAUGACGACUACUACGCUGAGAUGAAGUUUCAUGUGGUGAUCCGGCGUCGGCCGUUAUUCUACACAGUGAACCUGCUGCUUCCCAGCAUCUUCCUCAUGGUGAUGGACAUCGUGGGUUUCUAUUUGCCACCGGACAGUGGAGAGAGGGUUUCCUUCAAGAUCACUCUUCUGCUGGGCUACUCUGUGUUCCUCAUCAUUGUGUCUGACACGCUGCCUGCCACCGCCAUAGGAACCCCGCUGAUAGGUGUGUACUUCGUGGUCUGCAUGGCCCUCCUGGUGAUCAGCCUCACAGAAACCGUGCUGAUUGUGCGUCUGGUCCACAAGCAGGACCUGCAGCCUCCUGUGCCUCAGUGGGUCAAGUACUUGGUUCUGGAAAGAGCUCCAGUUCUCUUCUGCAUCCACAAGAAGCACCGCCUCUGCUCCAGACUGUCCUCACAGGCCUCUGAUAUGGAGCACUACAAGGAGAGCAACUAUGGGACGGCCCAGUGCACCGUCCACCACACCUGUGAGAUCGGACGGAGACUCAGCCAGCACGACAGAGAGGGUGAUCUGCUCAGACUGGGCCUGCCCCCCUCCAGAGACCCCACCCCGCCUGUCAUGGACAACAUCCUGCAGGAGGUGACCGCCAUACGCCACUUCCUGGAGAAGAGGGACAGGUGCCGGGAGGUUGCGAAGGAGUGGCUGCAGGUGGGCUACGUGCUGGACGUGCUGCUCUUCAGAGUCUACCUGGUGGCUGUGGUGGCGUACAGCAUCACACUGGGCACGCUGUGGUCGGUGUGGCAGGUCGCCUGAGUUUAACCCUUUGCUGCUGUGGACACAAGCUCAGAGUGUAGAGCAGGGGAUAACAAGGCCAGAGGUACAGCUUUAGGCCUCAUGUGGUUCAGAGGAUACAGGGAGGACUCUACAUAGUAUGGAACUAAGAAAAGCUUCCUGUAGUUGAGGCAUGUGUACACAGGUUACAGAUGGUUCUCCACAUUAUAUCCCUGCACACAUUAUUACUAUCAUCAUCAUUGAAGGACAGAGAGCGUGACAGAUUUUAUGAGGGCAACACCAGACUCUUUUCAGGACCAGGCCGCGCAGAAUCUGACAAAAUGACCCACACACUUAUUACUUAAUUCAUAUUUAUCUUUAUUAUGGAUUUAAAAAGAUGACAGAAGAGCUAACUAUACUGUAUGAAAAUUAUAUUACGACUAAGGGAAGAGUGUUGAUAUUAAGACCAGACCAUCUCACUAUCAGAUGAUAUACAUAAAUAUAAUUAUUUGCAGUGAAUUUAAAUAAAAAAGAACAUUUACAUAUAAUCAUGGUUGUGAAAGUACAAUAAAUGUUAUGGUUUUUUAUUUACUGGUUUUAGGCCCUUUUAGAAGCUGAGGUGGGCUAAAAACCCAGGACAGUAGUUUGUGUUGUGUUCAGGAGAAUAAAUGUGUUGGUGGAUAAAGUUUAGGAUUAAAAUUAGCUUUAAAAAAUGAAUAAAUAAAAACUUCUAACAUGUUAAAAGCCUUUUAAAACAAAGUA